Molecule: messenger RNA, 1894 nt
Organism: Odobenus rosmarus divergens (Pacific walrus)
Lineage: Eukaryota; Metazoa; Chordata; Mammalia; Carnivora; Odobenidae
Gene: TUBA8
Product: tubulin, alpha 8
Exons: 5
Coding region: 186-1535 (449 amino acids)
Biological process (GO): microtubule cytoskeleton organization; mitotic cell cycle
Cellular component (GO): microtubule; cytoplasm
Molecular function (GO): structural constituent of cytoskeleton; GTP binding
Source: RefSeq, a predicted model, not a curated record
UUGUGACCUGCCCGGGUCCCUCCCCUCCCUGGGCACUGUGAUGCUGCAGGGCAGCUGCUGGCCCAGCAUGUCUGUCCCCAGCCCCCUCCCGCCCGGUGUGUCACAACAGCGGAGGCGGCUGUAUCUGGAGCAGUUAGGGUGGGCAGGCCCAGCUGGGAGGCAAGCCGGCGAGGAGAGCAGCCGCGAUGCGGGAGUGCAUAUCAGUCCACGUGGGUCAAGCAGGAGUUCAGAUUGGCAAUGCCUGCUGGGAGCUCUUCUGUCUGGAACACGGCAUCCAGGCGGAUGGCACCUUUAGUGUCCAGGCCAGCAAGGUCAACGACGAUGACUCAUUCACCACCUUUUUCAGUGAGACUGGCAAUGGGAAACAUGUGCCUCGGGCUGUCAUGGUAGAUCUGGAGCCUACUGUGGUAGAUGAAGUUCGGGCAGGAACCUACCGUCAGCUCUUCCAUCCAGAGCAGUUGAUCACAGGGAAGGAGGAUGCAGCUAACAACUAUGCCCGGGGCCACUACACAGUGGGCAAGGAGAGCAUCGACCUGGUGCUAGACCGCAUACGGAAGCUGACAGAUGCCUGCUCUGGCUUGCAGGGAUUUCUGAUCUUCCACAGUUUUGGUGGGGGCACUGGCUCUGGCUUCACUUCUCUGCUGAUGGAACGGCUCUCCCUGGAUUAUGGCAAGAAGUCCAAGCUAGAGUUUGCUAUCUACCCAGCCCCUCAGGUCUCCACUGCAGUGGUGGAGCCCUACAACUCCAUUCUGACCACUCACACCACACUGGAACACUCAGAUUGUGCUUUUAUGGUGGAUAAUGAAGCUAUCUAUGACAUCUGCCGCAGGAACCUAGACAUCGAGCGCCCCACCUAUACCAAUCUCAACCGCCUCAUCAGCCAGAUUGUGUCUUCCAUCACUGCCUCUCUCCGCUUUGAUGGGGCCCUUAAUGUGGACCUCACUGAGUUCCAGACCAACCUGGUGCCCUACCCCCGCAUCCACUUCCCACUGGUCACUUAUGCACCCAUUAUAUCUGCUGAGAAAGCCUAUCAUGAACAACUCUCCGUGGCUGAGAUAACCAGCUCCUGCUUUGAGCCCAACAGUCAGAUGGUGAAGUGUGACCCAAGACAUGGGAAGUACAUGGCCUGCUGCAUGCUCUACCGGGGGGACGUGGUGCCUAAGGAUGUGAAUGUUGCUAUUGCUGCCAUCAAAACCAAGAGGACUAUUCAGUUUGUAGAUUGGUGUCCCACAGGCUUUAAGGUGGGCAUCAACUAUCAGCCACCCACCGUGGUGCCAGGAGGGGACCUGGCCAAAGUCCAGCGGGCUGUUUGCAUGCUGAGCAACACUACUGCAAUUGCGGAGGCCUGGGCCCGCCUGGACCACAAGUUUGACCUCAUGUACGCCAAGCGGGCCUUUGUGCAUUGGUAUGUUGGAGAGGGAAUGGAAGAAGGAGAAUUUUCUGAGGCCAGGGAGGACCUGGCUGCUCUGGAGAAGGAUUAUGAAGAAGUGGGGACUGAUUCAUUUGAAGAAGAAAAUGAAGGGGAGGAGUUUUAAAUAUAACACUUUCCCCUUGGCUGUGUCUCUUUAUUUAUGCUUCUCCACUCAAAGCACAUUUAACUAUUCCAAGAGUAACAGACUAUACCCCUAAGCAAGCCUAAUUUCUGUUUUCCAUUGGAAGAGGUGUCUAACACCAGUGCCUGUGGGUGACUGGGCCAAAAAUGGACGCUGAACUGUUCAGACCCUCCCUUGGGUAAAAGCAGCUUUGUGUCACUAAAAAAAAAAAAAAAAAAAAGAGAGAGUCACUGUCUCUAGUUAGGGUGAAGCCAGGUUACAUGUUGUGAAGAGACCUAAUCAGGAUUUUAAAUUCUGGAUUAGUCUGGGCCCACCCCAAAAUGUAGCCUGUUGGCUAUGGA